CGGCGGUAGCGGGAGGGCGCCGGGUGGAUGGGCGGUUGGCGGCCGGUGGUGGUGGCGGCGGCGGCAUCUGUCAGGCGGCGGCGGCGUUCGGCCGGGGCGCAGGGGAUGAGCCUGUGAGGGCGGCGGAGCGCGGGGUGGGGGUGAAGCCCGGGCGGAGCGGAGCGAUGUCUCAGCCUCAGCAGCAGCCGCCGCCGCCACCGUCGCCUCAGCAGCAGCCGCAGCCGCCGCCGCCGGCCGCCGCCAAGAAACGGGACCGGCGCAUCUUCUCCGGUACCUGCCCCGACCCCAAAUGCCAGGCUCGGCUCUUCUUCCCGGCCCACGGGCCGCAGGGCAGCGGCAGCAUCGAGUGUACCGACUGCGGGCGGCGCCACGAGCAGCGGCAGCUGCUGGCGGUGGAGGAGGUGACCGACCCCGACCUGGUGCUGCACAACCUGCUGCGGAACGCCCUGCUGGGCGUCAGCGGGGCCGGGCCCCCCCGCAGGAACACCGAGCUCGUCAAAGUCAUGGGCCUCUCCAACUAUCACUGCAAGCUCCUGGCCCCCAUCCUGGCCCGCUACGGCAUGGACAAGCAGACCGGCAAAGCCAAGCUCCUCACCGAGAUGAACCAAGGAGACAUCUUUGACUGCUCCCUCUUGGGUGACCGCGCCUUCCUCAUCGAGCCGGAGCACGUCGAGACCAUCGGUUACGGAAAGGACCGCUCUGGCAGCCUCAUCUACCUGCACGACACUUUGGAAGACAUCAAGAAGGCCAACAACAGUCAGGAGUGCCUCAUUCCCGUCCACGUGGAUGGAGAUGGCCACUGCCUCGUCCACGCGGUCUCGCGGGCGCUCGUUGGCAGGGAACUGUUCUGGCAUGCUCUGCGAGAGAACCUAAAGAAGCAUUUUGAGGAGAAUCUGAGUCACUACAAGGCGCUUUUCCAUGACUUUAUCGAUGCAGCAGAAUGGGAGGACAUUAUCAAUGAAUGUGACCCUUUGUUUGUUCCUCCAGAAGGUGUGCCAAUGGGCCUUAGGAAUAUUCACAUCUUCGGUCUGGCCAACGUGCUUCACCGGCCUAUCAUCCUGUUAGACUCAUUAAGUGGAAUGCGAAGCUCUGGAGAUUAUUCAGCCACUUUCCUCCCCGGUCUGGUACCCUUAGAAAAAUGCAUGGGAAAAGAUGGCAUGUUGAACAAGCCAAUCUGCAUUGCGUGGAGUAGCUCAGGACGUAACCAUUAUAUUCCUCUAGUUGGAAUAAAAGGUGCUGCUUUACCUAAACUGCCUAGGAAGCUACUUCCUAAAGCCUGGGGAGUUCCUCAAGACCUCAUCAAAAAGUACAUCAAGUUAGAGGAGGACGGUGGUUGUGUUAUUGGAGGAGACAGAAGUUUGCAAGAUAAGUACUUGAUGAGGCUCGUUGCUGCCAUGGAGGAGGUUUUCAUGAGUAAACACGGUAUCCAUCCCAGUCUUGUAGCCGAUGUACAUCAGUAUUUCUACAGAAGGACUGGUGUCAUAGGAGUCCAGCCUGAAGAAGUCACUGCAGCUGCCAAAAAAGCAGUGAUGGACAACCGCCUUCACAGGUGCCUCAUCUGCGGGGCCCUUUCCGAGCAUCACGUUCCUCCAGAGUGGCUGGCUCCUGGGGGGAAACUCUAUAACCUGGCCAAAAGUACCCACGGCCAGCUGAGGCCUGACAAGAAUUACAGUUUCCCCCUCAACAGUUUGGUGUGUUCUUACAACCCGGCGAAGGACGUGCUGGUACCAGACUAUAACCUGAGUAGUUUGACUGCUUGUAACUGGUGUCACAGUAACUUAGUGCGGCGCGUCAGAGAAGAUGGGUCUGUUUCCUAUUUGGAUGGAGACAGAACUAAUACCAGGUCUACAGGUGGCAAAUGUGGCUGUGGAUUCAAGCACUACUGGGAAGGUAAAGAGUAUGAUAACCUCCCUGAAGCUUUUCCUAUCACUCUAGAGUGGGGUGGAAGAGUGGUGAGAGAGACAGUCUACUGGUUCCAGUACGAGAGUGACACAUCUCUGAACAGCAACGUGUACGAUGUGGCCAUGAAACUGGUUACCAAGCACUUCCCUGGUGAGUUUGGGAGUGAGAUUCUCGUUCAGAAAGUUGUCAACACAAUAUUGCACCAAACUGCCAAAAAGAACCCUGAUGAUUAUACCCCUGUAAAUAUCGACGGUGCUCACGCCCAAAGAGCUGAGGAUGUCCAGCAAGGACAAGAGUUGGAGUCGCAACUCCCAACCAAAAUUAUUUUGACUGGACAGAAGACGAAAACUUUGCACAAGGAGGAGCUGAAUAUGAGCAAAGCUGAAAGAACUAUUCAGCAGAACAUCGCAGACCAGGCUUCCGUAAUGCAAAAGAGGAAAAGUGAAAAAUUGAAACAAGAGCAUAAAGGGCAACCUAGGACUGCUUCUCCUGGGGCCGUUCGUGAGGGGCCAUCGUCUGCACCUGCUACGCCAACGAAAACUCCAUAUUCUCCAACAUCUACAAAAGAAAAGAAAAUUCGGAUAACCACGAAUGACGGGAGGCAGUCGAUGCUUACCCUGAAGUGCACCACCACCUUCUUGGAACUGCAGGAGAGCAUAGCGAGAGAAUUCAAUAUUCCUCCCUACUUGCAAUGUAUUCGCUAUGGUUUUCCUCCUAAAGAGCUUCUGCCUCCCAAAGAAGGGAUGGAAAACGAGCCCGUUCCUUUGCAGCACGGUGACAGGAUUGCCAUAGAAAUCCUGAAAGGUAAGGAGGAAGGCAGGCAGUCUGCCUCAGCACACUCUGCCCGGGCCGGGAAGCAUGAAGAUGUUGCUGUGACGAGUAAAAUCUCAUCGAAGGAGCUGCAGGAACAAGUCGAUAAGGAGAUGUAUUCUCUGUGUCUUCUAGCAACGUUAAUGGGAGAAGAUGUUUGGUCUUACGCAAAGGGGCUUCCUCAGCUGUUUCAGCAGGGUGGAGUAUUCUACAGCAUAAUGAAGAAAACCACAGGUCUGGCUGAUGGCAAGCACUGUACUUUCCCACACCUGCCUGGUAAAAACUUUGUGUACAACGCGGCAGAAGACAGAUUAGAGCUGUGUGUGGAUGCUGCUGGGCACUUCCCCAUCGGUCCCGACGUGGAAGAGCUGGUUAAAGAGGCCUUAAGUCAAGUGAGAGCAGAAGCUACUUCAAGGAGCAGGGAAGCGAGCCCGUCGCACGGGAUGCUGAAGCUGGGCAGCGGUGGAGUGGUGAAAAAGAAAUCUGAACAGCUGCAUAACGUAACUGCGUUUCAAGGAAAGGGCCAUUCCUUAGGAACUGCAUCCAGUAGUCAACAGCACGAUCCGAGAGCCAGGGAAACACCACUUUUAAGAAAGCAUAGCACAGAAACGGACUUCAGUCCUUCUGCUAAAAUGGAGCCUUCCGUAUUCACCGCUGCCUCCGGUAACAGCGAGCUGAUCCGAAUCGCGCCGGGAGUCGUGACGAUGAGAGACAGCAGGCAGCUCGACCCCACUCUGAUCGAAGCCCAGAGGAAAAAAUUGCAAGAAAUGGUCUCUUCCAUUCAGGCUUCGAUGGAUAGACAUUUGCGGGAUCAGAGCACGGAGCAGUCGGCGUCGGUCGAUGCGUCUCCGAGGAAAACAGAGGCAGGGAGUUCGACUGCCAAAACUGGGAGCUUUCAGGCUGGUUUGCCCGAAUCGUUCUCCGGUACCGAACGCUUGAACACGGAAUCAACUGAUGGUAACGGGGUGAAUUCUGGGGGAACAACAUUCCCUGCGAGGUCUAAAGCACAAAAGGGCAAUUCUGUUGAGGAGCUUGAGGAGAUGGAUAGUCAAGACGCAGGAAUCGCUAAUACAACUGAGCCGAUGGAUCACUCUUGAUAGGUUAACAUUUAAUAAGGGUAGAGAAAUUACUGUUCAAAAUGUUUAUUGGCUGGGCCACACAAAGUGAUUAGUUAUUAAAUCUUGUAUGUAUGUCAAAGAUUAUAUCAUCUUAUUCAGUGCAUGAUAAGCGUGUGAUUUGGCAAUAGCUUUCAAUAUUACUAUACUGCUGCCCAGGCUGGCUCUGUUACCUGUAAAUUAGUUCUUAGGAAAUGCACUGAGAUGAGUAUCUGCUGUAAAUGUGGGUUCUUGAAAAUUCUUUGUAAUUUUUAAUUCCUUUAAAAGUCUUAAAAUUUAAGCCCGUGCAAGGUUCUUACCAUGCUAGUUAAAGGUUACUGGAAAGGCUAGAACAGGCAAAACUAGAAACAUGACCAAGUUAAUCCUGUCCCGGGUACUUAAUUCCACUCAAAAAUACACUAUAAACAUGAAUUCUCCAUAAAUUUCAAAAAGCAACUGAAACUAAACUUCCACUAAAUUUGAUAAUGCAGCAUUAGACAGUACUUUAAUUCCACUCUGCUGGCACUUCCUCCAAUUUAAAAACUUUUUCAUUCAUACAGCUGUAUACGCUUGUCAGAAAUCUUGGAAUAAGUGUAACUUUAGUAAACUCUCUCAUUUCUGCAUAUUGUCAGUUUAAGCAAGUUAGGAAAAAAAAAAAAGGCUACUUUAGUG
Messenger RNA from Calidris pugnax (ruff), 4478 nucleotides. It is a transcript of the gene VCPIP1, whose product is annotated as valosin containing protein (p97)/p47 complex interacting protein 1. Lineage: Eukaryota; Metazoa; Chordata; Aves; Charadriiformes; Scolopacidae. The transcript has 3 exons. Gene Ontology annotation, molecular function: cysteine-type deubiquitinase activity. The coding region runs from base 165 to 3809 and encodes 1214 amino acids. The record is from RefSeq and is a predicted model, not a curated record. Gene Ontology annotation, biological process: protein K48-linked deubiquitination; endoplasmic reticulum membrane fusion; protein ubiquitination.